UGCUAACACACUCUGGUGAGACAGCAGAGCAGUGCAGGAGGUGAGUAGAUCUCUGACUGGUUUCUGUCACGUUCCAUUGAUCGUCUCUGUUGUGUUGUUGUUGAUCAGCUGAUUGUCUGUGAACAGGAUCAGCUCUCUGCAUCGUCGUCAUUGUUUACAUUAUAACUCAUUUAAUGUGUCCGUCUGUCUGUUUCAACUCAGAAAACCACCUUAAAUAGUAAUGCAACACUGUGUGUGUCCGUGUGUUUGUGUGUGUGUGUGUUGACAUUCUGUUAAUGAAGUUAAGCAGUUCAAACAACACACUGACCUCUGACCCCUGUGAGAGCCAAUCACAGUGAGCUUUACAAAGACAGAUUCAGUGUUCAGGAGAAGCUGCUUCAACACUGAGUACAGACCAGUAAUCUAUAAUCUGUAAUCUAUAAUAUGUAAUCUGGAAUCUGGAAUCUAUAAUCUAUGACGUAUAAUGUGUAAUUUAUAAUCUAUAAUCUGUAAUCUGUAAUCUGUAAUGUGUAAAGUGUGUCAGGGUGUCAGAGGAAGUGUAAAGCCACAGAACAGAGGUGGAGGAGCAGGUUCGGUCGGUGUAAUGGUGUCACAUGAUCAAUUCUGAUCAGAACUGGACAAUAUUAUAUAUCAUAUACUAUAUCGUUUCCAUGGCAACCUGGAUGCGAGAGGAUGCUGGCGUGAGUAUCGCCGCUUCUCGAUCCGUGACAAAACGGCGUUUUUCUGUUAAAAGAAGAAAACCAAGUUGUCUUUACAAGCUCUGAAGCCUUCACACCUGAAGAAUCGGCUCUAUGAACUCGUCUUUCUCUGCUGAUCAGCUGUUAGCCCCUUUGAUCCUCCUCACCAAUCAGCAGUUAGCAUAGCAACGCUAACUUUAAGCAGACAUACUCGAUGCACUGUGAGAUGUCCAUAGUUGCUCUGCUGGUCCUCCAUCUUCCACAACCUCCUGGUUGUUCCCCGCCUGGCUCCGCUGUCGCUGCUGUGGUCUCCCCCGGCUUGCAUUGAUGUUGGAUGGUUGCUGCUCCAUUGUUGCUGGUGGAGUCUUCAGGUGUUCGGAGCAGGAGCUCCUGGACUUCUGCUGUCGCUUCGCUCCAGGCACUGUCACUGGGACUGGAUCUCUGGGUCUCCUGUGUCGCCCUGCUGUGUGCAUGGACCUCCAGGCACAAGUUCACCUCUGGACGGACGGUGCUGUUCCCUGCGGUGCUGGUGACGGUGCUGUUCCCUGCGGUGCUGGUGGCGGUGCUGGUGGCGGUGUUGACAGCGGAGCAGCUGUUCCCUCCGUGCUGACUGACAGGCGCUCCAUUUAUUCUUUGCUUUGUUUGUUUUCAUAUGUUUAUAUGUUUAUUCCACUUUGUCACGUGUCCUUGGGUACCCUGAAAGGCGUUAUAUAAAUUAAAUCUGUUAUUAUUAUCAUUAAUAGUGACUGCUGAGAACUCACCUGAUGACGUAAUGAUGUAACGAAACAGUAACUCUCCUCGGCCUGUCUCCCUCUCCACCGCAGGUCGUUAUGGACGCCAUGAGAACCCGUCUAAGACAGUCUCCAUCAGUGGGUGUGGCCGAGGACGAGGAGGUGGGAGGAGCUCAGAGGGUGGAGAUGAGGUUUGUGGGGGCUGAGGAGGAGGCGGGGCCAAGCAGUGACAUCACAGCUCUGGUGCUGCGGCAUCGCCAUGGUUACUGGAGGGCUGGCGUGCUGCUGUGUGUGUGUGGGAUGGUCGUCUUCACUGCAGCGUUCCUAUUGGCCUACGCUGUGUUUGGUGGGCGGUACCACUGCUCCCAGGUGGGGGAGCAGGAUGAGGAGCAGCAGGGGGGCGGGGCUAAACAACCAGCUGAGGGAGGGGCGGGGCUUUACCUGGGAGAGCUACGGGUGAUGAUGAGGAGGCUGCUGCAUGAUGAAGAUAUCUACAACACAGUCAGUCGGGUCAGCAGGGCGAGUCAUCCUCCAGGCUCCUCUGAGGGAACCUCUCUGGCCUCAGAGGUCCUCCGUCGCUUCAGACAGCUGCAGAUGGACCACACUUGGACAGAGUCGCUGUACGCCACGCUGCAGUUCCCCCACAGGUCUCAGAGGAGCUCCCUGUGGCUGCUGGACUCUGCAGGACUGAUCUCAGAACAGAUCCCUCUCAACCCGUCGGACUUCUGUCCCUACAGCGCCACAGGAAGUACCACGGGGGGCAUGGUCUAUGCUAACUACGGCCGUCCAGAGGAUUUUAAUUGGCUGAGGAGCGCAGGCAUGUCUGUGGUUGGCUGUGUGGUGGUGAUGCGUGUUGGGGGCGGGGUCAGUUUCGCUGAGAAGGUCUGGUUGGCUGAGAGGAGCGGGGCGGGCGGAGCUUUGAUCUACCCCGACCCCGCGGACCUCCCACAGGACCCUCGCCGCCUCGGACUGAACACACACACCGCCGUGUCCGAACAUGUCCACCUGGGGUCAGGUGACCCCUUCACCCCCGGCUUCCCUUCCUUCAACCACACUCAGUUCCCGCCCAUCCAGUCCUCCGGCCUGCCGCUCAUCCCGGCCCUGCCAGUCAGCGCUACUGUAGCCGCCAAGCUGCUCAGCCAGCUGUCAGGUCCGUCCUGUCCAACGUCAUGGCGCGGUCGGCUGCCGUACGUGCGCUGCGUGGUCGGUCCAGAGUUCAGCUCCGGACGCAGAGUCAAGAUGUCGGUCCACAACGUGAUGACGCCGGUCCUCCUCAACAACAUCUUCUCGUCCCUGGAGGGCCGCGUGGAGCCAGACCAGUACAUCAUACUGGGAGCUCAGAGGGACUCGCUGGGUCCAGGAGCCGUCAAGUCUGGAGUUGGAACAGCGAUCCUGCUAGAGCUGGCUCGGACCUUCUCCAUCAUGGUGAAGAAAGGGUUCAGUCCCAGGCGGAGCCUCCUCUUCGUCAGCUGGGAUGCUGGAGAGUUCGGGAAUGUGGGAGCAACUGAGUGGCUGGAGGGUUACCUGUCCAUGCUGCACCUGAAGGCCGUCACCUACUUCAGUCUGGACCAGGCUGUCAUGGGUGAUGACAUCCUGUCUGCCUACAUCAGUCCUCUGCUGGUCGACCUGCUGGAUGCCGCUAUCAGACAGGUGGAGCAUCCUAAGCAUGCAGGUCAGACCAUCUACAGCCAGGCAGAGAGAGAGGGAGGCAGCUGGAAGAUUGUGAAGCCCUUGUACCUGAACAGCGGAGCGUACAGCUUCACGGCGUUCGCAGGAGUUCCAGCUGUGGAGCUCAGGUUCUCUGAGGAGCGAGCGUACCCGUUCAUCAACACGCCAUUGGACAGCGCCUCCCGCCUACAGGAAGUGCUGGCGGGUCGUCUGGGGGUCACAGGGCGGAGCUUAGGGGAGCUGGUGGGGGAGAUGGUGCUGCGAUUGGCCCACGACCACAUCCUGCCUCUACGCAUCACUUCCUACGCUCAGACUGUGCUGCAGUUCAGCGCUCAGCUCAAUAGACACUCUGCUGAGCUGCAGUCCAGAGGUUUGUCUCCUCAGUGGGUUUUCAGCGCCAGAGGAGAUUACAGCCGAGCAGCCGAGACGCUGCAGAGAGCCAUCGACUACAGCGACCUGCACGACCCGACCACCGCCCGCUUCUACAACACCCGCAUCAUCAGGGUACAAGUACUGCUGACACUACGUACAAGUACUACAAACACUGCUGACACUGCAUCAUCAGGGUAGAAUACUACUUCCUGUCUCAGUACGUGUCGGCGGUGGAGACGCCGUUCCGUCAUGUGAUCCACGGCCGUGGUGACCACACUCUGAGCGCGCUCACUGAGCACCUGGCCCUGCUGACCUCUGACCCCCAACGCUUC
Messenger RNA from Acanthopagrus latus (yellowfin seabream), 3780 nucleotides. It is a transcript of the gene tfr2, whose product is annotated as transferrin receptor 2. The coding region runs from base 1508 to 3646 and encodes 712 amino acids. Gene Ontology annotation, cellular component: external side of plasma membrane. The record is from RefSeq and is a predicted model, not a curated record. Gene Ontology annotation, biological process: endocytic iron import into cell. The transcript has 17 exons. NCBI's taxonomy places the organism in Eukaryota, Metazoa, Chordata, Actinopteri, Spariformes, Sparidae.